Molecule: messenger RNA, 1965 nt
Organism: Penicillium diatomitis
Lineage: Eukaryota; Fungi; Ascomycota; Eurotiomycetes; Eurotiales; Aspergillaceae
Exons: 5
Coding region: 1-1965 (654 amino acids)
Biological process (GO): regulation of DNA-templated transcription
Molecular function (GO): DNA-binding transcription factor activity, RNA polymerase II-specific; zinc ion binding
Source: RefSeq, a predicted model, not a curated record
AUGGAUAUCGCGGAGCCCAGACUCGGCAGGAAGCGCGAGAGUCGCACACGAGCUCCCACGGCGUGUCAGACUUGCCGCCUGCGGAAGACUCGGUGCGACAAUUCAAGACCCGUCUGCAGCUAUUGCUCCAUUCAAGGGGUCGAAUGCAUCUACCCCGAGACCUCGCCGCAUCCUACACAGGGUAGCUUUGACUCGGCCAGCAAUGAGAUUCUCUCGCGACUUGGACAUAUCACCUCGUUACUAGAGGAUAUCAAGAAAGAUGGUGGCUCCACCCUCUCUUCGGGCCGUUCCAUCAGGAGCUCUUUUUUUGAGGCCAAAAUGCAGAACGAGUCUAGUCCCCGAGAGGAUCUUCGCUCGGGCAGCAGCCAUCUACGCACGAGUACUUCAGGGGUCGAAGAUCGAUCCGACGAACAUGACCCCCUGAAGCUUUAUGCAGCUAACUCCCCGGAGCAUAUGAUCCGAUGGCCCGUCUACGACCAGGUUGUGACCGAAGCUGAGAAGCACAUCCGCUCGUUUCUGCUGGAUUCACUAGACAGUCAGCAAAGCUCUGUGAUACCACCGCCCCGACAACUUGGUGCCGGAUUGCUUCUCGAUGAUAUUCAAGGUCUAUGCCACAGAUACAUUCAGGUGAUACACCCCCGGAACCCUGUUGUGGACAGAGACAAGCUUGAACGCUAUGCUAAGGAGGUCACCUUACAUGGGUUGGGAUGGGACGGGCCGUCCUGUCAGGUGCUCCUCGCAUGCGCUCUCGGCUGCUGCUCUGCAACAAAUUUUGCUCCUCCAAGCGAAGUCCACCGUAACUUGGAUCUUAUGCCUAGACCGCCGCCGUCAGACAAUAAUCUCGAACUCGCAGAGACCUACUUCAAUGCAGCAAAGCAACGAUUCGGCUCGUUGCAUACUUCUCCCACCGACAUUUCCUGCUUUCUGCUCGCCGGAUCCUUCCAUCGACAUAUGAUGCGUCCCUUACAGGCAUGGUUCUGUUUUCAGCAGGCGUCUUGCAGGCUAGAAGUACGCCUCCGAUCCAUAUGCAGGAAGCAGUGGGCGGCUGAUACCGAUUACCACAAUCUCGAGUCGCGUCUCUAUUGGUCAUGUAUUCAGGCUGAACACGAAAUGCAGAGUGAGCUACCUCUGUGGAGUAGUGGCUUAGAGAAUCUGGGCUAUUCGGAUCCCUUCCCUUCCAAGACCAAUUCGACAUCCCCGGAAGACAAAAUGGAAGAGGAUCACAGCAGUCCUGUCAAGACACAGAAUGAUCUCAUACUCAGCGAUACAGAUGAAUCGAAGGGCUGGAUCCUCUACAUAGGCUCAAUUUGCAACCGCCGGACUGUGAACGACACACUGGUAGAUUUAUGGCGUGAUGGUGAAAGGCGAUGGCUCAGUGACGCUGCACGUGUCAUACGAAGAACUUCAGACGCUAUUCAAGUGAUUGAGGAAUGGUACAACAUGACUCGAGAACAACUAGUGUCAAGUGCAUCACAGGCUAAGGACUUUGAGCGUGUCCAAUGGUACCUCUGGGGUCGCCGUGCAAUAUCUCUGGAAAAGAUAUACCGUCCAGUCCUCUACCUCGCAUGUCACGUCCACCUCCUACCACCCGAAGCCCAAGAAAACGCAGCAAUCCUCCAGCAAAUCUUCAUGCACGCUCACAACGCCCUCACAAAUUGCGCUGAAAUCAUUCCUUACUGGUGGUAUCAGUUCCGCCAUGAGUGGAUCUGGAACGUUAUGAGGAGCAGCUUCGGUGCCGCCGUGCAGAUCAUCGCCGCCGUGCUCAGUAACUUUCAUGCCUGUAAGCCUGGCUGGAUCCUUGAGCCGCCGCAAAACUGGCCUGCGCUUAUGCGGAUGUCGAUUCGAACGUUAAAGGAGUGGGGCGCGGAAGCUCCUGACGUCGAGCUCAUGCGAAACAUUCUGGAGCGGAUGUACGAGGGUACAUCACGUCUAGUUGGGAGGAGGCCUGAUUCUUUUUCCACGUAA